ACAAUUGCUUGUAUGACGCAGCACUUCUUUUCAGAAUCUACUAGGCGAAAGGCAAUACGGACUGCUGUACCGAAGCCCCAUAUUGCCAUUCACUGCACUUUACCUGGGUUCCUUUAAAUCCCCUCAACCUGGCUGGAAAAUGCUGAAGUCACCGCAGAUCAUGUGAGUGGAAAGGGCGGAGCCUGGGGGGAAAGUGCCGAGAGGCUGUGGAUGUGAGAGACAGAGUCACCAUGGGGAGAUUGGUGGAUACAUCGUCCCGUCUGUGCCUAAGGAUUCUUGCUCUUCUCUUCUGGACUGCUGCAGGUUGCCUACUGUAUGCAGGUUAUUACAAUAUCAAAACCUACAAGAGCUACCAGUCCUUCUUUCAUGAUCGAUACAUCCUUAUACCUUCUGGCAUGGCUGUUACUGGAACAUUUUUCCUUGUAAUUAAUGGUUUGUUGGGGUGCUGCAUCUCAAAGAAAGGAUCGCGCUGCCAACAGGGAUGCUUCAUGUACUUCGUUGUGAUCGUGCUCUGCUUAGAGGCUUCUGCAGCGGUGCUGGCAUUUCUUUAUAUGGACAGGAUGGAUUUUGAACUGAAACCAAUGCUCGAGGCAUUUGAAAACUAUGAUGGAAGUAAAUCUGACGUGACUGUCAAUAAAAUUCAAAAAGAGCUGCGCUGCUGUGGCCUGCACAAUUACACUGACUGGGAAGCCACUUCAUGGUACAGGCAGAAUUUUACCAUACCGAAGACCUGUUGUAAUGAAACAUAUACAACAUGUUAUGGAAACACUACAGAGUCAAAAGCAUUUUAUCAAGAGGGUUGCUUUGAUAAGCUGCAUCAUCGGCUUAACUAUUUUAUGACUUGGCUGUUUUGGUCAUGUAUUGCUGUAUUAAUUGCACAGGUACUGGCAGCUAUUGGUGACGGGUUACUGAUGACUAGGAAUCCAUUCCAAGAUUUUCGAAUUCUUGAUUCCGCAACUUUUACCUAAUACUGAAACAUGGUCAUUUUUUCUGUUUCUGUCUCUUAAGUUUGUUAAAUAUAUUUUAUUUAAUUAA
Messenger RNA from Xenopus tropicalis (tropical clawed frog), 1035 nucleotides. Its product is annotated as provisional ortholog of tetraspanin 3. Gene Ontology annotation, cellular component: membrane. NCBI's taxonomy places the organism in Eukaryota, Metazoa, Chordata, Amphibia, Anura, Pipidae. The record is from RefSeq and is a predicted model, not a curated record. The transcript is spliced from 7 exons. The coding region runs from base 231 to 968 and encodes 245 amino acids.